CGAGUUUCGGGCAGGCUGCAUGAGCGUCUUCAAUCCGUCCCGGUCUGCAUGCAGUUUGGCCUUCCAUGAGCUUCAGCCUGAGUAUACCUCUGCUCUUUACUUCUCCCUCAGCUGACUCCUCUUUUGUUCUCUCAGGCCUGUCUCCCGUCGUGUUUCACCUGGAAUCCAGGCACUUGUCCUGGCAGCGAUGUUGGAUAUUCUGAUUGUUGGUGGAGGCCCUCAUGCCCUGACUCUGGCCACCCUGCUGGCCCAUCCUGAUGUGCGCUACCCACAGCCCAGCACAGACAUCCUGGAUGGCAUCCAGCUGAGUCAGCCCAAGACCAGGAGUGGCUGGUCCAGGGGCAAGAGGAGACCCGCCACUGCAGAGGAGUCAAUGGAGGAAGCAGCUCCUGGUCCCGCCCCCACCCCUCCUCUGCACUUCAGGGUGGUGGACUCCUAUGGAGAGUGGGCCGCACUGUGGGGGAGCCAGUUCUCCGCACUCAACAUCCCACACCUUCGCUCACACACCCUGGUGCACACUGACCCCCUAAACAAGAAAGCCCUGCAGGAUUUCGUGGUGAAACACGGUCGCACCGGCGAGCUGCACUGCCUUCCGGAGCACGUGCACAUCCUGGACGAGAACGCCUACUUCAACGACAACCGCCUGGCCAAGAGGGACAAGCGACGCCUGAGCGCCAGCGCCGGGACGCGGAAGAACCUGUACUUCAGCCUGCCGGCCACCCGGCUCAGCGUGGACUUCUUCCAGGACCAGGUUCGCAGGUAUGGGCUGGACAGUGUCCUGAUAAGAGGCACAGUGGAUAGGAUUAUUCCUGUCAUGUCAGGCCAGUCAGCUGCGCUGGAGGAGCCUGGUGAACACAAGGAGGCGCUGUCCUUCAGGGUGCUGCUGCAAGACGGGAACAUUAUUGAAGCCAGGAGGGUAGUCAUGGCGACAGGCCCCACCCGGGCUCAGAUGGCCAACAUCCCUGCCUGGGUGUCUGCCAUCACUGAGAGCUACCCAGAGGACCGCCUACAGCACACCGUGCAGCUUAUGCAUCAGCAGGCUCACUCAUGGCAACAGGAAGCAGGAACCCUGCUGCAGGAAGCAGGAACCCUUCAACAGGAAGCAGGAACUCAAGAACAGGAAAGCAGGCCAAACUCCCCAGCCUCACCUCUUGUUUGCCACACUGGGGAGAGGAUGCUGGUGAUUGGAGGAGGCCUGACCAGCGCUCACAUCAUCUCCAUCGCUCUGCAACGGGGAGCCAGUCAUGUGACCUGGAUCAUGCGCAAACAUUUACAGCUGAAGCAGUUUGACGUGGGAGACGUGGAGAGUUUGGUCGGGCGCUACUCGCACGUGGAGCACGGGAUCCAGAUGGACGGGCGGGCUUACCUGCGGCAGUUCUACAACGAGAGGAGCCUGACGCGGCGGUUGGCCAUGAUCCGGCAGGCCAGGAAGGGCGGGGCGGUCACGCCCGAGGCCUACGCACAGCUGCUGCCCUACAUCCAGAAUGGCCAACUGGCUGUGAAACCGUACUGCCAGGUCUCAGAAGCCAAGUGGUGCUACAGGAACCAGGCCUGGAGUAUAUCUCUGAGCUCUGGGGAACAUUGGACUGGGGACAGGAUCUGGUUAGCCACUGGCUGCAAACUAGAUGUCAAACAAGAUCCCCUGCUUGCUGAUGUCAUCAAAGAAUUCCCUAUUCAGGUCCUGGAUGGUUGGCCAUGUUUAUCAGAUAGCCUGCAGUGGGCUCCUGGCUGCCCCCUUUACCUGAUGGGACAAUAUUCUGCUCUUCAGAUCGGGCCACAUGCAGUGAACCUUGCUGGGGGGCAGGCAUCAAGCAUGCGCAUUGCCAAGGACAUACUGAGCUGGCACAGAGGGGUCAGAGAGGGACGGAGAGCAGAACGGACAAGGACAGAGGAGUACAUACAGCAGAUGCAUGGACUGAUGUGGCUGUGA
Messenger RNA from Anguilla rostrata (American eel), 1930 nucleotides. RefSeq lists its product as uncharacterized. The record is from RefSeq and is a predicted model, not a curated record. Bases 188 to 1930 code for a protein of 580 amino acids. The transcript is spliced from 10 exons. NCBI's taxonomy places the organism in Eukaryota, Metazoa, Chordata, Actinopteri, Anguilliformes, Anguillidae.